Molecule: messenger RNA, 3661 nt
Organism: Metopolophium dirhodum (rose-grain aphid)
Lineage: Eukaryota; Metazoa; Arthropoda; Insecta; Hemiptera; Aphididae
Product: phosphatase and actin regulator 4-B-like
Exons: 14
Coding region: 674-2854 (726 amino acids)
Biological process (GO): actin cytoskeleton organization
Molecular function (GO): actin binding
Source: RefSeq, a predicted model, not a curated record
CCGAAAUUCCGAUACACCUUCCCUCCCGCCGAUCAACCCGUUGAUUUUCCGCCGCCGCAUAACAACAAUAAUAAUAAUAAUAAUAAUAAUAAUAAUAAUAAUAAUAGUAAUAGUAAUAGUAAUAAUAGUAAUAAAUAAAUUAAAUUAGUCCGAUUAGUGUUUCCGUGUGCCAAACCGCGGUGGUUUUCCGUGACAGCAACACUCGACUGGACGCGCGCGCGCAACGGUCGUUCGAGCGUUCCCGAAUUCCGAUCGGUGUACGUACGUUUAUUAUAUUAAAUCGUUUUCCGUUAAUUGAAUGUCGUCGGUCACCGUACGUCUAUGAUGCCCACGAGAACUGAAAACGGCAUCGCCAGACAUCAAAUACUGGCCGCCGUGGAUGCCAUUGUCGGAGAACGCCAAUGGAACUUGGUGCCAUCCUGAUCUAUUAGGCGGACUCGUUCGCCAGGUCCACCGCAACAAAAGUGCUUCCCCAGUGUUUUGUUAAUUCGUUAAAUAGUAUUAAUUAUUAUAUGAUAUAUUGCUCUUUUUGUUUUUUUUUUACCUACCAUAGGUACCUAUUAUAGUUGUGUUAUAUGUAUUUGUUUUGUUUCUGUACUUAGACCGAUGUAAUUUGUAAUACAAAUAUUAGUGAGGUUGUGAAAUUUUAGUUAGUAUGUGUCGGUAAAGUGAUAUGUCGGUACGUUUGUCCAGCGGGUGCCUGCCCGCAAAUGGUGAGAAACCAUCUGCACCCACAUCAGAUAAGAUCGAUUCCAAUGGUCAACAGAACAAUUUGCAGGACCAUCAACAACUACAGCAACAACCUCGGAGUAAUAGUAUGGACUAUUUAAACUUCGAGGAGAAAAGACAAAUAAUUGCGUCUUCCUUAUCAUUAACGGAUUUCUUGCACACUAGUGGUACAGCUACUACGCCCACAUCACCAACCACUGGCAAGUUUAUUAUUGCCAAGAAGCAAAAUGGUACAGCACUUCGAACUAAUAGCUUAGGAUCAGGAACACGUACCAGUCCAUUACAAUUAGAUCGAAAACAACCAAGCAAGUUCUCUGCAUUAGGUAAACUUUUCAAACCAUGGAAAUGGAAACGAAAAAAGAAAUCGGAAAAAUUUGAAACAACAUCUAGAAAUUUGGAAAGGAAGAUCUCAGUACGAGCAAAUCGAGAUGAAUUAAUCCAGAAAGGAAUCUUGUUUUUAGAUAGUCCAAUGGCUCAAACACAUACGAUCUCUGAAUCAGAUAAUUCACCCCAACUAAAUCAAACUUCAAGUGGAACAACUACUUGUGUUACCGUCACUUCUAAUAUUGGUUCAUCAUUGCUUUUCCAACAGCAACAAAAUAGAUAUUCUAACCAAUUUAUGAAUGACUUGAACAAAGAUAACAAGACUGAAACGGUGCAAGGCCAUAAUGAGCCAGUAGAAUUAAGUUUUGAGCAGCAGCAGCAGCAGCAGCAUGUUGCUGAACAGCCUAGUAGCUCAAAACCUGAACGACCUAACUCGCUCACGGGUCCUGGUGGCACGCUCACCAGACGCCUGUUCUGUUACCAUGCACCUAAUCAGUCCUUAUUGGUAGGAUCAGGUCAGUCACCUACGAGACCUCCAAAUUCACUAUUGCCAUCAGGUUGUGAAUCUCCGAAGUUAAAUUGUGAUAGGACAUCUUCGAUGAUUAUGCCUGGACAAAAUAUGUCUCAGAUGGCCAGUGGUGUUAGGACAGGCUAUUAUCAUUCCAGCCCUAGGAUGAUGUAUAACAAUCAUCCUGGGCAUUCAUCAUUAAUGCUUUCUGAUUUACCUGAACCCCCUAUACCGGUGUCUGAAGUCGGCCCAAUACCUCCACCACCCAUGUUCAGCUCACCAGCUCAACAAUCAUACUUAUACCAACAUAACAAUCGUCAAAAUCAUCGUGCCAAUGAUAACAAUGACGAAGAAAUGGAAAUGGCAACUAAUGAAGAUGAUUAUGAUGAUGAGGACUAUGAUGAAGAAGAAGAUGAUGAUGAUGAUGAAGAAGAAGUAGAUGAUGACGACGAUUCUAAUGGAUUUAGAAUAAGAAGUCGUCACAAUUUUCCUAGUCAUAUAGAGCAGAUUCCUGCUAAAGAACCUGUUUUUAAUGCACAACCUCUUAAGUCAGCACUGAAAAAACCAUCUACACCUAAUCAAAGUCAAGAAUCAUCACAAUUGCUCAACAGAAGGGCUCCACUUAAGCCCAGGAUACGUUUUUGUGGUGCUAAUCGUCCAGUAGUGUUUGGAAUUUCACUACCGUGUUCAUUGCAAGAGAAUAAAGAAAAUGCUAGACCUAAUGAGUCUAGUGAUGAUGACAGUUCUGGUGAUGGACCUAUAUUGUACAGAGAUGAUAAUUUAGACAAUCGAUUAGCUGAAAAAAUUGCAAGGAAAGACAGUCUUGCUAUUAAAUUGGCUUUGCGUCCCAAUCGACAAGAGCUCAUUAAUCGUAAUAUUCUUCAAGUUCAGAGUGAUAAGGAGCGACAAGAGACAAAAGAAGUUAUUGGUGCACGUCUUAUUAGACGUUUGAGCAUGCGUCCAACACAGGAAGAACUUGAAGAAAGAAAUAUCUUAAAAAAACAAACUGCUGCGGAAGAAAAAAAAUUAAAAGAAGAAAAGAAACGCAUGUUGUUAAGAAAAUUAAGUUUUAGGCCAACAGUUGACGAAUUGAAAGAAAAAAAAAUUAUUCGAUUCAAUGAUUACAUAGAAGUAACUCAAGCACACGACUAUGAUCGACGUGCCGAUAAACCAUGGACACGGUUGACAACCAAAGACAAAGCAGCUAUACGAAAAGAACUAAAUGAAUUUAAAAGCUCAGAAAUGGAAGUGCAUCAAGAAAGUAAACAUCUUACCAGAUUUCAUAGACCUUGAACUUUACAGAUAUUCUCACAUGUCAUAAAGCUAAAUUUAUAUAUAUAUCUAUAAAAAAAAAAAGCAAGAAGAAAGAAUAUUAGUCAGAAUUGGCUAUUCAUUAUUUUUGUUUAGAUAAAAAGUAGGUUUUAAAUACACAUAUAUUAGUAAAUUAAAUAUUUAAAAAUCAACAAAAAUAUUUAAUAACUUAAAAAUGUAUUAAACAAUUUUUAUCAGGCGAUAGAACAAAAAUAUAAAUAUAUGAUGAAUAUUAGAAUAUCUUAUUUUGACGAGAAGCUUUUGUCCGUCCACAUAGUGAUUAUGUGCAAUAUUUAUUAUGCAAUAACUCCAAUAUAUAUUAUAAAUAUAUAUAUAAAGAAUAAUUAAAGUACUAAUAAUUACUACUUCUGCUUCUUUUACAUUCCCCCAAAUGCCCCCACCUUUUAUUAAAUAAUUUUUCGUCCCUUCUUUUAUUUAUUUUUUGUUAUUGUUCAUAAUUUCAAUAUAAAAAUAAUAUAUUGUACAAUUACCAUGUUGAAAAUAAAAGCUCAUUGUUUUGUUUGUUUUUUUUUUUUUGUAAUUGUAACUAAGAAAAGAAAUUAAUUGUAUUUAUUAAAUAUCUUAUUUAUUUUCAGAAUUAGAUUUAUUUAUUAUUAUCAUUAUUUUUAUUAUUAUUAUUAUUAUUAUUACAUGUAAAUAGUUGUAGAUUAUUUCUACACAAUGAUAUACAAUUCUCUUCCUAUACCAAUUAUUUUUUGUAGUAUAAAAUUGUAAUUGUAAUACAUUAUGUUUUUUUAACAACAAAUUAAAAAAAAUAUAUUAAAAUAA